Messenger RNA from Trichosporon asahii var. asahii CBS 2479, 4029 nucleotides. RefSeq lists its product as uncharacterized. NCBI's taxonomy places the organism in Eukaryota, Fungi, Basidiomycota, Tremellomycetes, Trichosporonales, Trichosporonaceae. Bases 1 to 4029 code for a protein of 1342 amino acids. The record is from RefSeq and is a predicted model, not a curated record. Gene Ontology annotation, biological process: protein localization to kinetochore; mitotic sister chromatid biorientation; mitotic spindle assembly checkpoint signaling. The transcript has 4 exons.
AUGUCGUUACCCCGAGUGUCGCCGCGGCGGCGAAAGUCUGUCGGACUAAGCGAGCGCAACCUCAAUAACUUCGACGAUGACAACCUCACGCUCCCCGCAACGCUGAAGCCUAAGAAGCGCGGUGUGUCCAUGGGCGGAGACCUGACCUCAUCCAGAUCCUUCGAUGGUCUCAGCGAGAAACAGCGCAUGCGCCGAGCUGCUAGUAUCUUGAAGCUGGCGAACCCCGACGAAGACAACACUGCUGCCUAUGCCGAGACCAUCGACUUCGGAUCGCUGUCCAAAUCACGCCAAAGUCUGGGCGUGGAGAGACGGGUCAGCUUUGCCCCUACCACCCAUGAAGGGGUUAUGAAGCCGAGGCGCAAGUCUUCGAUGGGUAUGAUGAUGUCACGGAACAAGCAGCAGCACGAGUCACCCGCUAGGCCUUCUCUCCCGUCCAUGCCGCGGCGGCGGUCAUCCAUUCCAAAUGUUCAGCCGCCAGCCCCACAGUACUUCGUCGGCGAGGGCGAGGGCGGCGGAGAGGAGUCGAUAGAGCUCGAGUCCGACGAUAGCGCCAAUUCAGACGAGAUCCUCGCCCAGAUCUCGGCUGUGUCGCCAGCGAAGAGCUCCGACAUGUCCGACAGCGAGGACGAGAUGAGUAUGGAUGAGACCGUAAUCGGUGGCGGGAUAGUCCAGUGGGACGAGGCGGACACGGAAGAGGACAGCGAUAUGGACAUCUCGCAGUCGUCAGCUGCGACCGACGACGAAGAGAAGACCAUGGAUUUUACUGUCGCGCUCGGCGAGGUCGUACCAGUUAAAGCGCCCCAGAAUGCGAAGCGCAAUCGCCAGUCCAUCGGAUACUCGCAUCCGCUCGAACCAGGCAUGUUGCCAGUACGCCCCGGAGUAAGCGACGGUCCUGACAAUUCCGCUGAGAUGGAAAUGGAGGAGACGGCAAUCUACGGUGGCAUUUAUGGCGGUAUGCACGAUGACUCGACCAUCAGUUCCAACGACAGUGCUGGCGCCGAGCAUACCGUAACAUAUACCCUCGGACGGAUGGACUUCACUCAAGCCGGCGGCGGCAUCGUCGGCCGCGAGAGCUUGGCGUCUGACGCCUCGUUCGUCACAGCAGGCGGUAUGGACUUCACGGAGGUCGGCGGUGGCAUUAUCGGACGCGAGUCAACAAUCAACCGCGCAGACUUUUCUUACACGAUGGGUGGCGGCAUGGACUUCACCGAAGCGGUAGGCGGCAUCGUUGACGAGCAAACGAUGGCCGGCCAGACCACGACAUCUUACACCACCAGUGGCGGCAUGGACUUCACCAUCGCAGGCGGGGGCAUCAACUACCAGAGCACCGAGGUUUACGGGCGUACAAUGACUACGAAUAUCUUUGCACCCCAGCCCCAGCCGCAGCAGACGCCUGCUCCGAUUCCUCCGGCGACACCGAAGAGCUCGUCAUCGACGCGGGCCCGAUCCGCCAUUCCCGAUGCGCCCGGCUCAACACCUGCGGCGCCGCGCAACCCCUUCGCUCCUCAGCCGGCGACGACCCAGAAACCCACGAUGAAGAACAUCUUCGCGCCUGGCACGCCGGCUCAGGCGACACCUGCGAAGAAGAGCACCCGCCGCAUGUCGACUCCUCGCGCCCCAACACCUGCCCGACCACAAGUAACCGCAACACCGGCGAAACCUCCUACUCGCUCAACAGCUACACCUGCAAAGUCUCCUGCACCGCCGAUAGGCACACCAGGCUUUGCGCGCCCCACAGCCUCCUCUGUGAAGAAGACCGGCACGCCCGCUAAGAGUCCGGCGCCCAAGGCAACCCCGAAACCGCAGAAGCGUAAUGUCUUCGCCCCUUCACCCGAGGAGCUGAACGGCCCCCCGACUCCACGAACAACGGGUAUGCACACUGCCGCCAGCGUUGCCAAGAAGCUUGACUUCACACCCAGUAGUACGAAGGGCACGCCGAACACGACUCCGGCAUCGCGCAUUCCGCUCGCUGCCUCCGUUCAGACUACGCCUCUGACACUGUCCACUCCGGGUAAGAGGAAGAGGGACGAAGAGGACGAGGACGAAGCGGAGGAAGAGGCGCCCUCCCGCAAGCAGCAAGCUGUUGAGGCGCCCGACGCAGACUCAGCCCGAAGCUCGACGUCGGAGGGAAGGGACAGCACGUCCACGAUUCCAACGCCGACACCUUCCGUACCAGCUUCCGCAAGGGCAUCUCCUGCCCCAGCUCCCGCACCGUCACUCUCGACGACUACUGCUGGGCAUGCGUCGCGAUGUAUGUCGGUGGCGCCGUCGCCUGUCCCCGAAGUUCACGUGGAAUCUCCUGCUCUCGGACCGGAGGCUGCGAAUGAAGGGGAGGAGGAUAUGGAGAUUGAGGAGUCGGAGGAGGUUGAGAUGGAAGAAGAGGACGAGGGGGAGGAGGCUGAAGUGGAGGACAACGACCGUGAGAUGACACCGGAGCUCAAACCUGAGGACGAGGAUCGACCCCUGCCCACGAUCACACCGACGCGAAGACGCUCGUCGGUCCCGCGUCCGUCGCUGGGCACCCCGAUGCGCAUGCUCACCGCCGAGACUGCGGGUAUGACGUUGCACCCCUUCGAGACGUCGCGAGAGCGUGCUGCGGCCGCCGCACAGGACGACGCUGCUGCGAAGACGGAGUCUGACGAUGACAACGCCGCCUCUGGUCCCGUGUCGCUCUCGGAGUUCCUGGAAACGGUCGGCGUUCGCUUCCUGGACGACUUAAACCCGCACGUUCAUCAGCCGCGACGGUCUUCCGUUGCUCCGCGUGGCACGCUUUCCGCAGGCGAGGACACGCUGUCGUCUUUCACUGUCGCCAAUGCCGAGACGAUCUACGUGAACAUGUACGACUAUGGGAUCGACCGCAUGUCAUCCGAGCUCGCAAAGUCGCAAGAGGAAAUCGCUUCUUCCACUCGGGUCUGCGACGCCGAUAAUCCUGCAGUCAUGCGCGAGUACUAUGACAGCCCUCCCGAGGAACGGGCACUGUACGAGUCCACGCUGCGGAACUUCAAGGCGAAGGCGCUCCUGCAAGCGCAAGGCGAAUGGUACAGCUGGCGCUUGGAUGUGAUUGAGCGGAUACUGCCCGACUUUACCGCAAUCCACACCGCCAUGGCCGAGGAAGUCGAGCAGCACGCGGUCAACCACGAGGUGGCCGACACGCUGCUCCCGGACCUGGCUGAGCGGCACGCAAGCCUGACGGUGGAGCUGGAGGAGAACAAGAAGCAAGUCGCGGAGAUUCUGGAGAGCGACCCAACCGAGCUGGCAGACCUGAAGGCGGCGGUGGUCGAGCAAGGCGAGGAGAUCACGCGGUUCGAGUCCGAGUUGGCGCAGAAGAGCGCCCAGCUCGCCGAACUCGAGAAGGAGGUCGCGGAGCUCGAGCGGCAAGAGCAGGAACACACCGCCGCGCUCGCAGUCGCCAAGGGCAUGUGCGACGAGUACACGAGCAGCGACAUCCGGCGGCUCCAGUCCGAGCUGUCAGCCAUGCAGGCGCUGCACGGGUGGCGCAUCGUCAAAACCCAGCCGUUCGAGGCAGUGUACGCGAACGAGCUCCUGCUCAAGCUCGACGGCGAGCCGCGCCUCUCGCUCAUGGCCGACGCGGAGGGAGCUACCGACUGCCUCCUGUCUCUGGCGCAGGGCGCGUUGCGCGAGCUCAAGCCGGCGAGUCUCGCCGCCACUGUCCGCGCCGCAGGGCAGCUGUGGACCGCCGCCUCGCGUCUGCGCGCCGAACUGGCCCUGCUUGAGCUGUACUACCCCGCCGCGUUUGAGAUCGCCGAGGGAGAACUGCAGUGCAAGGCGCGCCUCAUGCUGCCGUCGGCCAAGUCGCGGGCGGAUCUCACGUUCGCGAUUGGGCCGCAGACACUGCGCCGCUGGCCCGAGCCCGAGGCUUUUGCCGUCCCUGUCCAUGCAGAGGUCAAGUAUGGUCGCGCACGGGGGGAGAGGCUCGAAGAGGUGGCCAAGGAGACGCUGGCAAGCGCCGUGCCCCACGUCCCCGGCGUGCUGCUGCAGGCUCAUCCCUCCGUCCCAUCUCUCCCUUAA